Messenger RNA from Penicillium hordei, 186 nucleotides. RefSeq lists its product as uncharacterized. Lineage: Eukaryota; Fungi; Ascomycota; Eurotiomycetes; Eurotiales; Aspergillaceae. The coding region runs from base 1 to 186 and encodes 61 amino acids. The transcript has a single exon. The record is from RefSeq and is a predicted model, not a curated record.
AUGCAGCCACCAAAUACACCCUUAGCCCCAGCCCUCCCAAAUACAACUUCAUGGCUCCAAACUGCCCUCACCUCAAUCGGGUCCAUUUUCCAAACUCCCAAGGAAGAUGAGUCUGAAACCGAUGCGAUCUCUGGAUGGGUUGGGACGAAGAGGCGACGCUGUCGAUCUGUCGGCGAGGCUCGUUGA